Messenger RNA from Hemicordylus capensis (graceful crag lizard), 1089 nucleotides. RefSeq names its product platelet-activating factor receptor-like. The transcript has 2 exons. Lineage: Eukaryota; Metazoa; Chordata; Lepidosauria; Squamata; Cordylidae. Gene Ontology annotation, biological process: positive regulation of Rho protein signal transduction; phospholipase C-activating G protein-coupled receptor signaling pathway. The record is from RefSeq and is a predicted model, not a curated record. Gene Ontology annotation, molecular function: G protein-coupled receptor activity. Gene Ontology annotation, cellular component: membrane. Bases 1 to 1089 code for a protein of 362 amino acids.
AUGUCGGUUGCAUGGACGUGUGAGUGGCAGAGCCCUGAAGAGUCCCCAAUCAUCUUGGUGAAGGUAGUGAUGAUUGGGAUGAACAACUCCACAACAGCGGGGCUAGCGAGUGGCCAGUGCCAGCCUAGCGACCCCAUGCAAUUCAUCCUGCUGCCCGCCACGUACUGCCUGGUGCUGUGUGUGGGGUUGCCCGGCAACAUAGCGGCCUUGCUUGUCUUCCUGCAGAGUGGACGUGUGAGGAAGGCUAUCCGCAUCUACCUCAUCAACCUCACGCUGGCCGACAUCUUCUUCAACCUCACCCUGCCCUUCUGGAUCCCCUACUACCUGGCUGAAGGGAACUGGGACCUCCCAGAGGCCUUCUGUCGCCUGGCCGGGGCCGUCUACUACCUGGCCACCUACAGUGCCAUGGCCUUCAUGACACUCAUCAGCUUGAACCGCUACUGCACCGUGGCCAAGCUGGACCUGGCUUUGAACAAGCCCCAGGGGGCGCUAGUGGGCUGCAUUGUGUCCUGGGUGCUGUGCUUCGCUUGCGCUGUCCCCUCCUUGGCCACCCAGCAGACCCACCUGGCAGGGUCCGUCAGCACCAAGUGCUUUGAGCAACACUCGGGACGCAGGAGUUAUGCCUAUGCCAUGGUGGGUCUCUUCGCGGCCUCCUUCCUGGUUGUGUUAGGUGCCUACAUGUCCAUCAUGAGAUCUCUCUUGGCUGCAGCGGGUUCCUGCCAAGGGGGCCACCGGCGUCGGGCACGUGCCAUGGUCCUGGGCAUGUUGCUGGUGUUUGUGGUCUGUGUGGCUCCCUAUCACCUCUCCCUGGUUCCCUGGGUAGCUGAUCGGAUGUCCAGUUCUGCCUGCAGCACUCCAUCCUUCUUGGACAACCUUCACAUGCUAAGCAUGGCUCUGCUCAGCCUCAACAGCUGUAUUGAUCCCCUCAUCUACUGCUUUGCCAUCAAGCGUUUCCGGACCGAUCUGUGGACGAUGGUGCGGAAAGUUGUGCGCUGCCUCCCCCUCCCCUUGCCGCCACCAUCGCCAGCCCCACUGACAGAAAACCGAAGCCCACCCAAUGUCAGGUCUUCUUCCUUGACCUCCUCAUAG